This is a messenger RNA of Orcinus orca (killer whale), 397 nucleotides long. RefSeq names its product trafficking protein particle complex subunit 3L (gene TRAPPC3L). Gene Ontology annotation, biological process: endoplasmic reticulum to Golgi vesicle-mediated transport; intra-Golgi vesicle-mediated transport. Gene Ontology annotation, cellular component: cis-Golgi network membrane; cytosol; TRAPP complex. The record is from RefSeq and is a predicted model, not a curated record. Lineage: Eukaryota; Metazoa; Chordata; Mammalia; Artiodactyla; Delphinidae. The transcript has 2 exons. Bases 59 to 397 code for a protein of 112 amino acids.
UUCUUUGUUCUAGACCAAGUUUUGUAAAUUUUUUCCUGUUUACUAGGUUGCUUUCAAGAUGUACUUGGGAAUUACACCAAGUGUGACCUGUAACAAUUCAAGCAGAAAUGAAUUUUCGCUGAUUCCAGAAAAGAAUCCUCUGGUGGAGUUUGUGGAAGAGCUCCCUGCUGGGCGAUCUUCUCUGUGCUACUGCAGUUUACUCUGUGGGAUUAUCAGAGGGGCCCUGGAAAUGGUUCAUUUAGCUGCUGAUGUUACAUUCUUGCAAAACAGACUAAAAAGCGACAGUGUGACAGAAAUAGGAAUGACAUUUCUGAAAAAGCUGGAUGAGGAAAAAUACAGACGGAAAAAACGAAGAAUAGCAUGCAAAAUGCCACAGUCUGGCUGGCUGAGCAGUUAA